CUCGUCACAUGAUCAGCUGGUGACUCCUUCCUCUCUGCUGGAUGCAGGAUUUCCAGCCAUCGCCGCUUUGAAGGGCUCACAGGAACCCAUUUCUCUUCAAACCAAAACAGUCUAAGAAAAAUAACACCACAGUAGCUUUAGGUUUAUUCGCGUUAGAACCUUUAGAUAGCAAAACUGGCGCUGUUGGUGGAGUGGAUGAUGAACGGGCACGCAGUUUUAUACACCGGGGUCACUUUGGCCUUCUGGGCGACCAUCCUGAUCGUCGGUACUUGCUAUACGAUUUUUGACCUUGGAUUUCGAUUUGAUGUAGCAUGGUUUUUAACAGAGACUUCUCCAUUUAUGUGGGCUAGUCUUGGAAUUGGCCUGGCCAUCUCUCUGUCUGUUGUUGGAGCUGCAUGGGGGAUUUACAUCACAGGGUCCAGCAUCAUUGGUGGUGGUGUCAAAGCCCCAAGAAUCAAGACCAAAAAUCUGGUCAGUAUUAUCUUUUGUGAAGCUGUUGCCAUUUAUGGGAUCAUCAUGGCAAUUGUCAUUAGCAAUUUGGCAGAGAAUUUCACUGGUACAACUCCAGAGACUAUUGGGGAGAAGAACUACCAAGCAGGCUACUCCAUGUUUGGUGCUGGACUCACGGUUGGCUUUUCAAACCUCUUCUGUGGCAUCUGUGUUGGCAUUGUGGGCAGUGGAGCUGCCCUUGCUGAUGCUCAGAAUGCCAGCCUCUUUGUCAAGAUCCUCAUUGUUGAAAUUUUCGGCAGUGCCAUUGGACUGUUUGGAGUGAUCGUAGCCAUCUUGCAGACAUCGAAAGUAAAAAUGGGAGAUUAGAUGACCACACAACCUACAGAUCAAAGAUGCUGUGUUGCUGGUGCAAACAGGAGGUGUAAAUACAUAGUAAAUUAUUUAAAUGUGUUUUCCUUUUGUCUCUGUGUUUAACCAUCAUUUUCUGAAGAUUGAAAUCUUGUUUGUGCACCGAUUUGUCUUAAUACAGUGCAUGAUGAUGUCAAAGGCAGACCUUUGAUGACUUACACUUGGUUUAGCAUCUCAAUUCUUAAAAUGAAAAAAAUAUCACUUAAUGUUUUUGGCCAUACCUUCAUGAUGUCAUAAUAUCAAAUUUAACUAUUAUUAUUGUUUAAAUCUAAAUAUAUUUUAUUUAUUAAAUCAGCUUAAUAAUAUAAACCGUGAUCGUGCAUAUGGUGACAGAACAGACUGUCUAUAGAUCCAAAGUCAGGGUCGGUUUUGACAUGUAAGGCGUUAUGUUUGUAAUCAUCUCAAAAUCGAAUUUAUAGUUCGCUGUGAUUGUUCUGUACAGUACAAGAAAAGUGAUACAUUGCAUAAGUGUGGUUCUUUGCACUGGAUGGGUGUAAAUCAUAAAGUAUUCUCUUGAUGGCUGUAUGAAAGAGUGUUCUCGUGUAUUUGCGUGAUGACACCUGUUGUAUCUGGUGUGCUUGACCUGAUCUCACUCUCACGUGUUCUUUCAUGUAGCUACUGAAUUCAAAUAACGCUAUCUUUGAAAAAAAAUGUUAUACCAAAACAAUGAUGUAAAAAAUAAUAUCAGUCAUCUCCAGUUGUAUUUCUACCAGUGUAGGCCCUCACUUUGUAGUGCUCUCUUCAGAUCUGGUUGGUUAAAAAUGAGAGGAUAUAAUAAUCGGAUGUGUGUACAUAUGUUUUUUGUUUUUAGGAGCAUGAGGGUGUUUGCAAUUCUGUAUUUCCUAUCUGUCCUGUGAUUGUUUACCUUGUUUUUUUUUGUUGCUUUUUUUUUUUUUUUUUAAUCCCGUCACAGAAACAAGCUUCCUUAAGUUACGUUAUGGCGGCUUAACUUUAAAAACAUUAUGUAACAUUUUCUUUGCUGUUCAUCUCAGGUAAUCUUGAAAUGAUCAUCUAAAAGCAAGUUCAUUGCAGAACAGCACUGCAAACAGCUGUUUGAGGUGGACUUUCAUUGGCCACAGAUCUUGGAUGCUAUAAUUAAACGCAAAUAAAAACAAAUCUGUAGAUUUAACUGGAUUUUAAGAUCUCAUUUUCACAACCAGUGAUUUUGUUCAAUUGAUAUAUUUUAGGAAGAUGUAUUUUCAGUGUUUUUUCAUCUGAAAAAUGUUAAUGGUACAUCCCUAUUUAUCCCUCACAGCCUCAUUUUUGUACAUAUGGUGUUUUGCCCUCAUUUAGGUUACCAAUUCUAACGGUACUCAGUCUGAACCACUGUUUAUAUCCACAAUCAAACUUGUAAGAUCAGAUUAACCCCACUGAAAUGCUUUUGUAUCUAUGAUGUUUUUGUGAAGUGGAGGUACAUACUAAACAUGAUUUUACUAACUCCUAAAUUCAGCUUCUGUUAAAUGUCUGUUUAUAUUGCAAUGAUCAAUGAAAUCUCAAACUCAUCUUUAAAACAUUAUGGUCUUGUGAAGCAUUUCCAGUCUAGUGUCAAAGAUCAUCUGUUUUCUUGCACUGGAUCUAUAGAGAGAUGCAUUAAUUUGAUGUUGUUGUUUUUUGUUUUUUUUUUUUGUUUUUUUUUUACAUGGAUGUUUAUUUUUUUUAUUUUUUUUUAAACAUUCCAACAUAGACCGGGUUGUAAUCAGCCCCCUCCUGAUGGGUUAUUCGUACUAAAUUUGUACUAAUUAGCCCGCUGGUAAAAUAUGUAUGAAUUUAUGUGAGAUCGGGUUGGUUGUGCUACUUAACCAUUUCUCCCGUUUCGGUAAAUGUUAAAUAUGUUAAUGUGGUGAUUCCAUUGUUUUGAUGUGUACAGGUGGAUCCUCUAGACUAAUUGUUCUUGAAGAAAUAAAAACAAAUGUUAAAAACA
Messenger RNA from Carassius gibelio (silver crucian carp), 2779 nucleotides. Its product is annotated as V-type proton ATPase 21 kDa proteolipid subunit c''. Lineage: Eukaryota; Metazoa; Chordata; Actinopteri; Cypriniformes; Cyprinidae. Bases 196 to 816 code for a protein of 206 amino acids. The transcript has 8 exons. Gene Ontology annotation, molecular function: proton-transporting ATPase activity, rotational mechanism. The record is from RefSeq and is a predicted model, not a curated record. Gene Ontology annotation, biological process: proton transmembrane transport. Gene Ontology annotation, cellular component: proton-transporting V-type ATPase, V0 domain.